CCUGGCAGCUCUGGCCCACCAGGCCCGCCUGGGCCUCCUGGACCCGCGGGUCCCGCUGGUGCACCUGGAAAUCCCGGACAACCUGGACAGCCUGGACCACAAGGAGAACGCGGAAUUUGCCCCAAAUAUUGUGCCCUGGACGGAGGUGUCUUUUUCGAGGAUGGAACGAGACGAUAA
Molecule: messenger RNA, 177 nt
Organism: Strongylus vulgaris
Lineage: Eukaryota; Metazoa; Nematoda; Chromadorea; Rhabditida; Strongylidae
Source: the annotation of a GenBank genome assembly